UUUUUUUGCCUAGCCGCUGCUAUCCUAAAAUGGACGGGUCAGCUAUGCGAUGGCAGAGCCUUUUGCGGGACUUAGAGAAGGAGUUGGAGCAAAUGAAUACCACCCUCCGGUCCUUAGAAAUCGACAAUCUCCGCAUGCGGGAAGUCGUGCAAGCCCGACCACGGCUAGAAUUAUCGCGACCUUUGUCGACACGGCCGUGUUUGGACCCGAUCUCUGUGUCCCAAUCCCUGGACCUCAAGGGAACUCCGGCACAGCAAAGCUGGUCUUUGGCACUUUCCUCGGUCCCCAUGAAGAAGGAGGCCUUCGCACGAAGGACCAGUGGGUCAUCGCCAUCUCGGUCCAUCCUUAAGAGUGUGUCCUUUCACGACAGAACGCACGGCGAUGGAAGCGAAGUGUCCGACAUCAAGAGCCUUGACGGCCUCGACGGCCUCGACAGCGACACAAUGACCAGUGAAGGGAAGGCCCAGAAGGCUCCUGUGCGAGGAAUUUUGAAAAAGAACAGCACCUAUGGAGUUUCAAUUUCGCCUGAGGGACCUGCUGGACCUGCUCGCUCUACUAACUCUAAUACUGUCAUAGGGAAGGGCAAAAGCUCGGACCCAACGGCUUCUCGAUUGUCCAAGGAGGACAAAGGGGGGUUUGCCAUUCUGCGGGGACAGAAAACGAAAGUGUUCAUGAUGCAAAAGCCAUGGUACGUGAUCAAUCCUGACAGUACCCUCGCAGCCACCGUGUGGCAGUGCAUCACCUCAGCGGCCCUGAUUUGGAUCGCGUUAGUAACACCGCUGCAGGUGGGUCUUUUGAAGAUGGAAGUUGAUUGGGUCUUCGUGACAAGUGUUGUUGUCGAUGCAAUCUUCUUCAUUGACAUGCUGCUGCAGUUUUGCACCACUUACGCGCGGAGAACUCCCAGAGGUGAUGAAUGGGAAGUGCGGAUCAGAAAAAUCAUCGUUCACUAUUGCUCGACUUGGUUCGUGCUGGACUUCGUCACGCUGAUUCCCUUUGAAUUGCUCGCCAUGCAGAUGGGCGACGCUGCUUUCGAAGAAUUGACCAUGAUCAAAGUGAUCCGUGUUUUGAGGCUACUGAAGCUGACGCGCUUGGCACGCAGUUCAAGAUUGGCACAAAGGCUGGAAGCUCCGAUCUCAUUGCCGUACCAACAUUUGGCACUGCUGCGCUGCGUCCUGGUGCUGGUUCUGGUUUGUCACUGGCUGGCAUCUUUGUGGGCAGCCACCAUAGGGCUCGUCCCUGAUGGAACUCCCACAUGGAUUGAUGACAUUGCAGCUGUGGAUGAGGGUUUCGGAAUUGACACUCGCGGGAACCCAUUCCGUGUCUACGUAGCAUCCUUCUACUUUUGCAGCUACAUGAUGACCUCGGUCGGGUACGGGGAUAUCGGACCAAAGAAUAUCCUGGAGCGCAUGGCGUGCACCGUCAUCGUAAUUGGGGCUGGUCUAUCCUGGGCCUGCGUUCUUGGUGAAGUGUGUGCAAUUGUGGCUGAGAUGAAUGCAGCGACGCAAGAUUUCAGAAAGAACAUGCAUCACCUCAAUGGGAUGAUGGGCGAUCAGGGAUUGCCUGGCGAGUUGCAGAAACGUUUAAGAACUUUCUUUCUGCAAAAUCGACAUCAAGUUAAUUUUGCGACGCAUCAGAAGCUUCUGAAAAACAUGAGUCCCCAGCUACAAGCAGAAGUUUCUACAGUUGUGAACCUACCGUGGCUUCGGAAAGUCCCUUUCUUCAACAACUUCUUGAUGCACAUCGAAGCCUUGGGUUCGGCAGGCAUGGACAGCACCCAUCUUCACGCGUGCAUUGCAGAUGUCUCGCAGGAGCUGGAGAUGAGAGCGUACGCCCAGCGCGAAAGCUUCAACAAUGUGCAGGUGCUGCACAUUCUUGCCAAAGGCUUGGUGGUUUUGGACACCCGGGUGGCUGCCAAUGGCGCCGUUUGGGGAGAAGAUUUCGUCCUCGCGGAUGUGCCAUUGAUUCAGAGAGUUGCAGGCUUUGCGUUGACCUACGUGGAGGUUCUGUGUCUCAAGCGGGAGAGAUUCAUGGCAGUGAUCGAAAAGCGCCGAACACUUUGCCCUGAGCUUGGGCAAAUUGUGCGACGCUAUUGCGUCCGCAUAGCAGUCUACCGGGGCAUCCUGGCAGAAGCACGACGGCUCAGGCUGCUAAAGGUAGAAGAGACCAGGACUGUUGCGACUGUCGCGCGGCCUUGUCACACACAUUCCAAGAGACUUCGAACCCAGGAAUGUUUUGUCAGUUUUUUUUCAUGUCGUUGCUACCAUUCAUUGUGGUAG
Messenger RNA from Cladocopium goreaui, 2276 nucleotides. The record is from the annotation of a GenBank genome assembly. NCBI's taxonomy places the organism in Eukaryota, Dinophyceae, Suessiales, Symbiodiniaceae.